Messenger RNA from Gadus chalcogrammus (walleye pollock), 2025 nucleotides. RefSeq names its product aromatase (gene cyp19a1a). Gene Ontology annotation, molecular function: heme binding; oxidoreductase activity, acting on paired donors, with incorporation or reduction of molecular oxygen; monooxygenase activity. The transcript is spliced from 9 exons. The record is from RefSeq and is a predicted model, not a curated record. Lineage: Eukaryota; Metazoa; Chordata; Actinopteri; Gadiformes; Gadidae. Bases 53 to 1651 code for a protein of 532 amino acids.
GGUGAGAGACACAGGGCACACUGUAGGCAAACCGUCAACCGAAUCCGCUGGAAUGGAUCUAUUUUCCGUCUGCGAGUGGACCGUCGCUCCGGUGCGUCUCGACGUGCUGAUGGUGGACCUCGGGCCGCGGAACGCCACGGCGGACACAGUAGCGGAGGUUGUCUGGGUGGCCAGCAGAGAACUGCUUCUGCUGCUGCUGCUGCUUCUCGUGGCGUGGACCCACAGAGAGAGGGCCACCGUGCCAGGCCCCUACUACUGUCUGGGCGUGGGGCCGCUGCUGUCCUACCUGCGCUUCAUCUGGACGGGCAUCGGGACAGCCAGUAACUACUACAACAACAAGUACGGCAGCAUGGCCCGCGUAUGGAUCAACGGGGAGGAGACGCUCAUCCUCAGCAGCUCCUCUACAGUGCGUCACGUGCUGAGGAGCGCCCAGUACACCUCGCGCUUCGGGAGCAAGCAGGGCCUGGGCUGCCUGGGGAUGGACGGGUGCGGCAUCAUCUUCAACAACGACGUGGCCCUGUGGAAGAAGACACGCAGCUACUUCGCCAGAGCUCUGACCGGUCCGGGGGUGCUGCAGACGGUGGACGUGUGCACCGCCUCCACCCAGUCCCACCUGGACAGCUUGAGGGCGGACCACCCCAGCAGCGGACCCGGGGAAGACCUGCGCCAGGUGGACGUGCUGAGUGUGCUGCGCGGCAUCGUGGUGGACGUCUCCAACACCCUCUUCCUGGGAGUGCCAGUCGAUGAGAAAGAUCUGCUCGCAAAGAUCCUGAAGUACUUUGACACAUGGCAGACUGUACUCAUUAAACCAGACCUUUACUUCAAGCUGGACUGGAUUCACCGGAGGCAGAAGGACGCAGCUCAGGAGCUGCAGAACGCCAUAGAGGUUCUGAUCGAUCUGAAGAGGAGAGAACUGCAGGAGGCCGAUAAACUGGACCGCAUCAACUUCACGGCGGACCUCAUAUUUGCACAGGGUCAUGGGGAGUUGUCAGCCGACCACGUCAGGCAGUGUGUGCUGGAGAUGGUGAUCGCCGCCCCAGACACCCUGUCCGUCAGUCUGCUCUUCAUGCUGCUGCUGCUCAAACAGCACCCAGAGGUGGAGCUGAGGAUCCUCACAGAGAUAGACUCUGUCAUAGGCGAAGGGAAGCUCCGGAACGAAGAUCUGCCCCAGCUCUGUGUCAUGGAGAACUUCAUCAACGAAUCCUUACGCUUCCACCCCGUGGUGGACUUCACCAUGCGCAGGGCCUUGUCCGACGAUGUCAUCGACGGAUACAGGGUUCCCAAGGGCACCAACGUCAUCCUGAACGUGGGACGCAUGCACCGCACCGAGUUCUACCCCAAACCCAACGAAUUCAGCCUGGACAACUUUGAGAAAAGCGUCCCAAGCCGCUACUUCCAGCCGUUUGGCUCGGGACCGCGCUCCUGCGUGGGCAAGCACAUCGCCAUGGUGAUGAUGAAGUCCAUCCUGGUGACGCUGCUGUCCUGCUACUCGCUGUCCCCCCACGAGGGUCUGACGCUGGCCAACAUGCCCCAGACCAACAACCUGUCCCAGCAGCCCGUGGAGAGCGAGCAGAACCCCCACUACCUCGCCAUGACCCUCACACCCAGGAGGAGAACCGCAACAGGAAGCUACAGCCGAGCCGGACUCUGAGAACCACCCCCCCCCCCCCUCCCCCUGUGUGUGUGUGUGUGUGUGUGUGUGUGUGUGUGUGUGUGUGUGUGUGUGUGUGUGUGUGUGUGUGUGUGUGUGUGUGUGUGUGUGUGUGUGUGUGUGUGUGUGUGUGUGUGUGUUUAUUUGUCUGUGUGCACAUAAAUGUAUAGGGUAAUAUAGGCAGCCUCUGUAAAUCCCAUUGCCUUACAAAGCUAAGUUACAUACUAUUCAGAUAUCCAUGAUUGUUUUUAUUUCAAGUUUCAAGUUUUAUAUAAAAUUGUAUUUUAAAGUAUUUUAAAAUAUUUAUUAUGUUCUGUAAUCUUUUUUAAUCUUCAAAUUUUAUUUAUUUUUCCCUUUUUACUGUUGAUAUUUAC